AGUAGUGGAACGGUGAGAAACGUCAAAGGUAUGGUAGGGAUAGAAGAGGAAGAGAGAAGUGGGGUGCGGGUAUGGGUUCGGCUUCGGAAAUGGCCGCGGGAAAGUAGAGAGCGUUACGUCGUCCGGGGUAGGCAAAUCAAAAAUUUUUGGUGUGCGCGGUGCUCGUUAACCCGGCGCUUCGAGCGUGCGAUUCACCAGUCUCUCGAGCACGGUGCGAUGUUCUAAGGAAAAGGAAACGCGGCCACGAGGAUUCCGUAGGUAUACGAGUAUCUGGUCGCGAGACACAAUUGCCGGACGGACAGCCGGUACCUCGUAGAGAUCAGUGCGGGCGGUCGUGCACGAGGAUGGCCGGCGACGACGGUGCACCGCCGAACAAUGAGAUCCUCGGCGCGGACGGAGGGGGGCAGGGCGCGUCAGUGCGGGGGGAACCGCAUUCCAGAGUGGGCGGCAUCCUGGAAUGCGAUCCCCCCGGUAACAGGAAUUCGCCAAGCGAGCGAGCCUGUAACGACCACGACGACUGCGACGACGGAAGCGGUGAAACUGUGAUUGCCGACGACGAUUGUAACAGUGGCGGAGGCGUUGGAACUGCGAUUGCCGACGAUAACGGUGGUCUGUGCCGAUAUGCUAUCGGCACCGCUAAUACCGCUAUGUCUUUCAUCGAAGUUUGUCAGAUUCGGCUGCAACAUCUCUUCCCGCAAUUAGUUUCAUCCUCUCAGCGGUACAGUCUCUGCGAGGAUUCCAUCGAAUUCACGGCGGAAUGUUUGGCGAACGAUGUGAUACGAUAUCUACUGAAAGAAGAUAUUUAUCUUAUAUCACGAGACCCGAUAUCUCGUAGCAUGAGACAUAAUGUAUAUCAGAUGUUAAACAAGCACAGUAUCUUAUUCGCCAGUAUGGUAAACCGUUUAAACGUUGUACCGGACACGGCGUACGAAGCGUUCAUGGGAGUCGCGGACGAGCUCUUUUUACAUGGUGGAGUUACAUGGGCAAGGAUCGUUUGUUUGUACGCGUUUAUAGGCAGGCUCGCCCUUUGGGCACGAGACAGACGAAUGCAUGCUCUGAAGAAAAAAUUACCACUGUACGUUUCCCGAUUUAUUGGCGAGAAAGUUGCGCAUUUUAUCAAAGGAUACGGAGGAUGGGAUCAGCUUUGUAUAGAAUAUCCUGUGGCAGAAGAAAUAAGCGGAGCCAUCUGGAGAAGCCUUCUGAUGACAGGUGCUACUCUUGGUUUGGUCGCAACAAUUUUAACCGUAACUUCCUGAUAUACCCUUACAAAUCAAGUAGUACAGGCUAAAUAUUGCACAAGACCUCUUAGCGUACUUAUAUUUUGCCAAAAUGUGCUUAAAAUCAGUUUCUAAGGGUUUAUAAGUCACUCUUAUAUUGGCACAGAAAGUGGAAUUGUGUGAUUCGAAAGCCAUUUUUUAUUAUGCAUUUGUAACAAAUGCAGGAUGUAAAUUUAACAUCAUCCUUGCAGUGCAUACAAUUUUCAUAUCGAUGUAGCUCGGAUUACAAACAUUCUACUUUUUACGUAACUGCAACAAAUAUGUAGCACGAGCGAAGAAUAACGAUACAAGUUCCCUAUUAUAUUCGUAUUUUGUAAUAAUUGCAGCUCAAUGGAUUAAUUAAAUUAGUAAAAACAAAUCUUAUUUAAUAUUAAUCUAGAUGUUUUUAUCAAACUAAUUUCAUACGAUACUCAAAAUUGAUGUUUCAGAUAUUUAUGCCAAACAAGAAUCUCAAAAUUAUAUUGAAUUUAGGUAGAAGCAAUCUAAGUAUAUUUAUUUAUAAUUUAUUUUAGGUAGAAAAUAUAUUAAAUAAUAAAUUUCCUCGUCAUUCAAAGACCAUCGCGGACGCUUAAAAUUUAUAAAAAAGCAAUCGAUAUGACAGUACUCGUUACAUAUACGGUAACAUUUUUAAACAACAAUGAAUAUUAAAUACGAUAGCUUCUAAUAACAUUGCAAAAAUUUUAUGCAAGUAUUCGGAGAUAAUAAAUGUUUCUACAAAAUAUCAGAUUUCUUAGUUGUAUCAAUUAUUUUAUAAACCUGUAACAAAAAUGUCAUCUGCAGAAUCAUAUAACGAUUACAUUUUGCAUGCGUGUAUUUAAACAUUUUGUAUUAUUAAAGUAUUUAGACGACGAUAUCAUUUUAACUUUCGAAUAUUAAAUUUUAGCAAAUUUGGAGAAGACUCGACAAUUCGAUAAGAGUAGCUAUUUUUACGAAACAUGUUUAAUCAUUUCUAUUGAGAAUAUUAAUAUAUUAUUUUACGCUUAACGGUCGCA
Messenger RNA from Colletes gigas, 2269 nucleotides. RefSeq lists its product as uncharacterized. Bases 345 to 1256 code for a protein of 303 amino acids. The transcript has 3 exons. Gene Ontology annotation, cellular component: mitochondrial outer membrane. Gene Ontology annotation, molecular function: protein heterodimerization activity; protein homodimerization activity. The record is from RefSeq and is a predicted model, not a curated record. Gene Ontology annotation, biological process: regulation of apoptotic process; intrinsic apoptotic signaling pathway in response to DNA damage; extrinsic apoptotic signaling pathway in absence of ligand. NCBI's taxonomy places the organism in Eukaryota, Metazoa, Arthropoda, Insecta, Hymenoptera, Colletidae.